CGCUUAUAUACAGUACUGCAAAAUACGUAGCCACAGCUGAUUUUGCAUUUAAAAGUAAACAAAACUAAUAAAUUGCAUUUCUUUAUUGUAUUUAUAAUGCUUCUGCAACGCUCGUGGUUGCCGCAUCUACGCCAAUACGCGAAGAAGUCGCGAGUCCACAUCAAACCAGCCACGGCCGUGAGCAUGCGUAUGGUCCAUCAGGAGAUCCUUCAUUAUGUAAACCCCUUUGCCAGGAUCAACGUGAAGUCCGAUGUUUUCCUGCGCAUCCAGCCCGCGGAUGUGCAUCAGUAUACCAACGGGGAUGUGUUUAUCGCCCAACUUGUGGGCGGCCAAGUCAAGAACUCGAAUGUCUCGCUCGAUGUGAAGGUAACCGAUGAGGACAAGGUGGUCAAUGUGGUGGUUAAGCAACUCGCGGAGCAGCCCACAAAGCUUGAAUGCCAUCUGCAAAUACCCGUGCGUUCCGAUAUCUCUGUGGACGCAAAAGGUAGUGUGCGAGUGGAAGGCAUACAGAGUGAACUGCUGCAAGUCAAGGCAAAGGAAGGCAUCCUUACCAAAAACAUCAAGGCCACCCAUAUAAACUUGUACAGUGAAAAUGGUAACAUCAAUUGCCAAGGCACAUUGCUGGGCAAGAUUACCCAAAUAGAGUCACAUAAUGGGAACAUUGCGAUGGAUAAGUUACAAGGAGACAGCUUGAAUUGUUCCACCAAAGCUGGCGGUAUUGUAACUGAUUGUUGCUAUGUGGAAAAGUCAAAGUUUCAGACACAAACUGGGCGUCUGGAGCUCAAGAAUGUCCACAAAUGCAGCCAAGUGCACGUCCAUCAGUCAUCGGAUCUCAAUAUGACUGGAGUACAUGGCAAUCUUCAAAUAACUACAAAAGGAGGCAACUUAAAUGUCCAACUCUCUGAGCUAGUGGGGAACAACAAAAUCGACGCCGAGAACUUGUUAGAAGAGGCUAUCAUACACAUUUCCCAAGCCAUAGAGCAGAAUCUUCACAUCGAGGUAACAGCCCCCGAAGUGAAAUUGGAAAAGGAACUGGAGCACGUAGCCCAUGCUCUCAACGAGAGCAAGAACAAAUUCGUGCUAAGCAAUCCAAAUACAAAUCGACUGGAAGUAAGCAGCACAGGCGACAAGGGCGUGCGCCUGGGAAAACAGUCAUGGAGCGAUAUGAUGCGUAAUAAAUUGAAGGCUACCGGUACCUUAGACGAUUUACCAUAGCUAAAGACAGAGACUAACUAAGUUAAGAAUAUAUUGUGCUGCAAGCUACAA
Molecule: messenger RNA, 1266 nt
Organism: Drosophila sechellia
Lineage: Eukaryota; Metazoa; Arthropoda; Insecta; Diptera; Drosophilidae
Exons: 3
Coding region: 97-1215 (372 amino acids)
Source: RefSeq, a predicted model, not a curated record